Colletotrichum spaethianum is the source of this 759-nucleotide messenger RNA. Its product is annotated as spherulin-1B. The record is from RefSeq and is a predicted model, not a curated record. Gene Ontology annotation, molecular function: manganese ion binding. NCBI's taxonomy places the organism in Eukaryota, Fungi, Ascomycota, Sordariomycetes, Glomerellales, Glomerellaceae. The transcript is spliced from 2 exons. The coding region runs from base 1 to 759 and encodes 252 amino acids. Gene Ontology annotation, cellular component: cell wall.
AUGCACUUCAGUCCUGCCGCCGCCGCCACCAUCUUGGCCUUUGCCUCUUCGGCUCUCGCCGCGCCCUACAGCAGCACCCGCACCGAGCAGGCUCCCGCUUCCACUUCCACUCCCGCUCCCGCGCUGUCUCUGACCCAACAACUCUUCCUCGCCGACACCGCCGCCGACCGCUUCAAGCUCCUCCCUGACGACAAGCAGUUCGUCUUCGACUUCAACCAGCCCCAGGCCAACCCCGGCAAAGGUGGCGAGCUCAUCGCCGCGAACCGCAAGACCUUCCCAGCCCUCGUCGGCACUGGCUCCGCGAUGGCAUUGGGCCGUAUUGGUCCAUGUGGUAUGAACACUCUGCACGUCCACCCGCGUUCCGCCGAGCUCCAGAUCGUGGUUGAGGGUCGCCUCAUCACCGAGAUGACCCCCGAGAACGGCGUCGUCCUGGCCGCGGACGGCAAGACCCGCCGCGUCAUCCGCACCGAGCUGGGCCCCUACCAGAUGACGCCCUUCUACCAGGGCUCCAUCCACAGCCAGUUCAACCCGGACUGCGACGACGCCGUCUUCGUCGCGAGCUUCGCCGCCGAGGACUUUGGCACGGGCCAGGUCGCCGACAGCACCUUUGCCUUCAGCGACGACUUGAUCGCCGCUACCUUUGGGCAGAGCAUUGCCGGCGAGGACAUUGACCGCGUCCGCAAGGCCAUUCCCGCCAGCAUUGCUCUCGGCGUUGACGAGUGCCUGAAGAAGUGCAACAUCAAGAAGCGCUCCCUGUAA